AUGGAAGUCUGCAACUCCACCUUGGGAAGUGGCUUCAUCUUAGUGGGGGUUCUAGAUGACAGUAGUUUUCCAGAACUGCUCUGUGCCACUAUCACAGCCCUGUACUUUUUAGCAUUGACCAGCAAUGGACUUCUGCUGAUGGUCAUCACCAUGGAUGCCCGGCUACAUGUGCCCAUGUAUCUACUACUCUGGCAGCUCUCCCUCAUGGACCUCCUCCAACCAUCAGUUAUCAUUCCCAAGGCCAUAAUAGAUUUUCUUCUCAAAGACAACACUAUUUCAUUUGGGGGGUGUGCCCUUCAGAUGUUCCUGGCACUGACACUUGGUAGUGCAGAGGACCUCCUUCUGUCCUUUAUGGCCUAUGACAGGUAUGUAGCCAUUUGCCAUCCUCUGAACUACAGAAUCCUAAUGAGUCAGAAAGUCUGCUGGGUCAUGAUAGCCACCUCAUGGAUCCUGGCAUCCCUCAGUGCUCUAGGCUAUAGCAUGUAUACCAUGCGAUAUCCUUUCUGUAAAUCCAGGCAGAUCAGACACCUCUUUUGUGAGAUUCCUCCCUUGCUGAAGCUGGCCUGUGGAGACACCUCCACAUAUGAACUCAUGGUUUAUUUGAUGGGUGUGACUUUACUCUUUCCUGCCCUUGCUGCCAUCCUGACCUCUUACUUACUAAUUCUGCUCACUGUGCUCCACAUGCCCUCUAAUGAGGGCAGGAAGAAAGCCCUUGUCACCUGCUCUUCCCAUCUCACUGUGGUAGGGAUGUGGUAUGGGGGUGCUAUUUUCAUGUAUAUCCUGCCCAGUUCCUUCCACAGCCCAAAGCAGGACAAUAUCAGCUCAGUGUUCUACAUGAUUGUUACUCCAGCUCUGAAUCCUCUCAUCUACAGCCUGAGGAAUAAUGAGGUCACUGAAGCAUUGAGACGAGUCCUGGGGAAAAGAUUGCCAGUAAAGUCUACAUUCUAG
This is a messenger RNA of Rattus norvegicus (Norway rat), 948 nucleotides long. It is a transcript of the gene Or2ag13, whose product is annotated as olfactory receptor family 2 subfamily AG member 13. The record is from RefSeq and is marked reviewed. The transcript has a single exon. Gene Ontology annotation, molecular function: olfactory receptor activity; G protein-coupled receptor activity. Gene Ontology annotation, cellular component: plasma membrane; membrane. Gene Ontology annotation, biological process: detection of chemical stimulus involved in sensory perception of smell; signal transduction; G protein-coupled receptor signaling pathway. NCBI's taxonomy places the organism in Eukaryota, Metazoa, Chordata, Mammalia, Rodentia, Muridae. Bases 1 to 948 code for a protein of 315 amino acids.